AUGUGGCAACUUCUGACGGCCCUCGCCUACUGCCAUCUCCGAAGGAUCGUCCAUCGCGACCUGAAGCCUCAGAAUCUGCUCGUCAGCGACGACGGAAUCAUCAAAAUCGCCGAUUUCGGCUUGGCAAGGUAUCAAAGUCGACAUAUCUAUAAUCAUUGUUCAUUUUAUAUAAACUCUCUUCAAUUUUUCUUAAACAUUUCCGACUUUUUUUCCUGUUUCUAUCAUUCAACAUUUAUCAAUUUAUUGUGGGGAAGAAUAACUUAUCACUGUGAAAAAAAUUCUCGAAAUUACGAUUCUUAUAGGUAAUUUUAACUUGAUUUUCCGAAUCGUGCUCAAGUUUAUCGCUAUCUUGCCUCUGUUCAUUUUUAAUUCGUAAUUUAUAGUUUUUUUGAAUAAUUUAUUUUUGGUUAUAUUAUUUAUUUUUCUGAGAUGAUAAAUUUCGAAAUUAAUCAUUUCCUACAGAAGCUUCUCGUUUCCAAGCCGCGCAUAUACUCACGAAGUUGUGACUCUUUGGUAUCGAGCUCCUGAGGUUACAAAUAAUCUAAAUUCAAUUUGGAAAAUAAAAAUGAGCUUCAGGUCCUUCUCGGCUGCAGCCGCUACUCCACAUCGCUGGACAUUUGGAGUUUAGGGUGCAUUUUUUCGGAAAUGGCCUCCGGACGGCCGCUUUUCGGCGGCGACUCGGAAAUAGCCCAGCUUUUCAAGAUUUUCCAAAUCGUCGGCACUCCCAAUAUUCAGGUGGAUAAGUAGGAAAAUGUAUAAAUUGUUAAGAAAUUUCGGAAAACCAUCAUAAACUGAUAGGAGAUUCAAAGAAGGUUUUAAUAAAAGUUGUAAAAAACUUUAGGGGCCACUAUAGAGUUUUGACGUUUUAGUGGCCACUAUAGUAGUCCAAUUAGUGGCCACUUAAGGGGUUAAAAAUUAGUGGCCCCUAUAGAAAUCGGAGUGCUACUACUAGACCAUUUAAAGCUUUGGUGGCCACUUUAGGGGUCAAUGGAUCUACAUAAAUGGCCCAAUAUGUUUGUUUUGAAAUUAUCAGAGUUACUGGAAGGAAUACUGGAUGAAAAGCUACUGAAGUGGCCACUAAAACGGAAAAUAGUGGCCACUAUAGAGGUUGGUUUAGUGGCCACUUUAGUGUCCUCUCCAAGUAGUCCUUGGCGAGCCUCUAUAGUGGCCAGUAAAAGUUUUCCCAGAACAUCAGAAAUCGUAGAGAUUUUCGGAAAAAAUAAAAUUGAUGAAGGCUUGAAUCAAAAAUUAUUCAAAUCUUAAUCAAAAAGAAGAUUUUUUCAAGCCAAUACCAUGAAGUUGCAGCUCUCUGAAAAAAAAAUUUACCGAACUUCAAGAUUUUUGAAACUUAUGAUAGUUUUGCAAGACAUGGCCGGGCGUCGAGAAGUUCUCCCACUUCAAAUGCGCCUUCCCGCAGUGGCCGUUCAGCGAGACGAAGCUGAAGGAACGGUCGACGAUGACCGAGGAUCCCCUGGACUUGUUGCAGGUUCGAACGCUUUGAUGAUCAUCUACCUGGACGUUUCAGAGUAUGGUCCGGUAUCCGCCGGAGAAGCGUCUUACCGCCAAAGGAGCCCUCUGUCAUCGGUUCUUCCUGAAGACGGGCGGCGCCAGCGCGCCUCUGAGAGUCGCAGAGUUGCUGACCAGGUUCAGCGAGCAGGAGGAGGUCCUGAAUACUUAUUUCGUUGAGGGGAAUGUGAUAAUAGAUAUUUUUUCCGUUGAUGUGGAACUCUUGUGAAGAUUUUUCUUGAAAAUGUCACGAAAAAGUUUAAAAAAUAGAAUAUUUCUGAAACUGUAGAUGAACAAGCUCAGCAGUAGGUUCUGAAUAAUGAUUUCGUAAGAAAAACAUUACUUUUUCAUAAAUAUUUUUCGUUAAUAUUCAAGGAUGUGAAAAUGAUCAUAAAAAAAGCACAAUUUUCUGAAACUGUAGAUGACCAAGUUCAGGAGGAAUUAUUGAAAAUUCAACUUUUUCAAAAUGUGUUUUGUUUUUUUUUUUUGCGUUAAUGCUGGACUCUUGACGUGAGUUUUUAUUCGUUCUCUGCCUCUCUUAACUAUCUCUUCUGGUCCUGUAUUCAAUCAUUUUCUUUCCCAGGAGUCCACCAGAAGAGGUGAACAACUCAGUGACUGUGACGACGAAAACGAGCCGGACACUCGUGACGAUGAAAAUGACGAUGUUUUCUAG
Messenger RNA from Caenorhabditis auriculariae, 2179 nucleotides. The record is from the annotation of a GenBank genome assembly. Lineage: Eukaryota; Metazoa; Nematoda; Chromadorea; Rhabditida; Rhabditidae.